Molecule: messenger RNA, 2309 nt
Organism: Gavialis gangeticus (Gharial)
Lineage: Eukaryota; Metazoa; Chordata; Crocodylia; Gavialidae
Gene: SYNDIG1
Product: synapse differentiation inducing 1
Exons: 3
Coding region: 98-874 (258 amino acids)
Biological process (GO): positive regulation of synapse assembly; synaptic vesicle clustering
Cellular component (GO): excitatory synapse; synaptic vesicle membrane; intracellular membrane-bounded organelle
Source: RefSeq, a predicted model, not a curated record
AUGAGAACUGUUACUCCAGCGUGACCUGUAUUUCCAAGUCACUAGCGAAUAACACUGCAGGAGGAAGGGGGGGAAAAAAAGAAAAAGAAAAAGCAAUAUGGAUGGUUUAAUUGAACAGAACAGUGUGCUAAUGCAAAGUAAAAUCGGUGAAGCUGGGAAAAGGAAUGGCUUAAUUAACACAAGGAACUUAGUGGCAGAGAACAGAGAUGGCCUUGUCUCUGUGUACCCAACCCCACAGUAUCAGAGCCGCAGAGCAGGAAACCUGCCUCCUCAGGGCUGCCUGGAGAAUGGAAAGAAUGACUCCGUGCAGCAGCUGCUUGACCCCAACACGCUGCAGCAGACUGUGGAGUCCCACUACCGUCCCAACAUCAUCUUGUACUCAGAGAACAUGCUGCGGGCAUGGGGGGACAGCGUGAAUGCUGAAUGCUGCGAGACCACCUUCAUUGAGGACCGCUCACCCACCAAGGACAGCUUGGAGUAUCCUGACAGCAAGUUCAUUGACCUCUCAGGUGAUGACAUCAAGAUCCAUACCCUCUCCUAUGACGUGGAGGAGGAGGAGGAUUUUCAGGAGCUGGAGAGUGAUUACUCCAGUGACACAGAGAGCGAAGACAACUUCCUGAUGAUGCCACCCCGGGACCAUCUUGGCCUCAGCGUCUUCUCUAUGCUCUGCUGCUUUUGGCCACUGGGGAUUGCUGCCUUUUACCUGUCGCAUGAGACAAACAAAGCAGUUGCCAAGGGAGACUUCCAUCAAGCCAGCUCCAGCUCCCGACGAGCGCUCUUCCUGGCCGUCCUGUCAAUCACCAUUGGGACUGGCAUAUACGUGGGCGUAGCCGUGGCUCUGAUCGCCUACCUGUCCAAAAAUAAUCACUUAUGAGCCUCAAAAACAAGUGAGAGCUAGCCGUACAGCUCCUUCUAGUGCAGAAACCCACAGAGGCUCAGAUUGUGCCAUCUUCCCAAACAACCAGGGGGACCUGAGCCCUGGGGCUAGCUACUGGGGAGAUGGGCCUAUGUGUACUGUGUCCUUUUUCAUUCUUUGCAACGUACAAGGCCUGCUUCUUGAUCCUUCCAUGUCUUUGACCCUUUUCUUCUCUUUUUUCUUUUCUUUUUUGCAACCCAGCGUUUACAAGAAGCCAGCAAACAUAGGCCUUUUCUGAAGACCCUUCAGAGCAAUCCAGAACUUUGUGACUACACUGGUUUGUUCUUUGCUUGCUCAUUAACACACUAGUCUGCACUGCACUGAACUGUAGGGAAGCCUGAACAGGUACUGGUUCUCAGAAAGAGCAAUACAAACCUAGAAAGAAGCAUAUAUUUUCUUUUGAAUGUGAGGGCUCAAUGACCAAAGGGUGGGAUGGAGGCCUCAGUGAAGAAUGGCAUUGUCUAAUCUCACAUUCAGUAGAUUGCUGCAGGAGAGGAAAACAGAUUGAUUUUCCUGUCUUGAUUUUGGUUUAAAAUUUAAAUACCUGGGAACCAGCAGUGUGUGAUAGCUGAGUUUCACGCACGAACAAGCUCUGCAAACUGAACGUGAAGCGGGCAUAGCAUGGGAUCUAUUGUAAAAUUAAUAUGUCAAUUCAGCUGCUACUUGAUGAUGAUUCUCUCCUGAGGCACGUAACUCAUUCAGGCCACUUCCCCCCUCCUGGGAAGAACCUGUCCAGCAGUUAAAUACACGAAACCUGCAAAAAUAUUUCAUGGCAAAGCAUGGAGUCAACAAAGGGCAGAAAUGCAUCGUGCCCCUCCGAGGUGUGGACUCGGACCCAGAGCAGCGCAUGAGAACACUCCAAUUCCCACCUCAUGGCACCAGUGCUCAUUCAUAGACCGCAGACUCUCAGCCUAGGCAUGGAGAUAACACUUGACAUUAUCUCACUGUGCUGUCCACCUGAUAAGCAAUUUAACUGGUAUGUUGUAAAGGAAUUGAGCAUUGUCCUUAUUUCACUGACUGGAACAAUAAGCUUAUUUUAUUUAUUACACCCCCUGACGCACUGCUUUUCCUUUCUUUUAUUUAUUAUUUUUUUUACAGCCCCAGCAUGUCUUCAAAGGAUUCAAUUUAUCAGACACAGGUAACAGUGUUAAGAAAUGGAUUGUUGCAAUAGGCCUUUUAAUAUUCAUUCACUUGGUUUUAUCUGUGCCACUCAUUUAUCUAAGAAUAUCAUUUGGGAUCAUUUGAUCCAAUUAUUCUGUAGUUCUUAUCUGAUCUUUUUCUUUCUUUUCUUUCUUUCUUUCUUUUUUUUUUUUUGGAGGUGGGGUGGACAAACACAUCCAAAACUAUUUUUCUGCUAGUUAUACCGUUUAUUAAAACACAUAGCAUACAGCUG